Molecule: messenger RNA, 3311 nt
Organism: Dryobates pubescens (Downy woodpecker)
Lineage: Eukaryota; Metazoa; Chordata; Aves; Piciformes; Picidae
Gene: MMS19
Product: MMS19 homolog, cytosolic iron-sulfur assembly component
Exons: 31
Coding region: 46-3114 (1022 amino acids)
Biological process (GO): iron-sulfur cluster assembly
Cellular component (GO): MMXD complex; cytosolic [4Fe-4S] assembly targeting complex
Source: RefSeq, a predicted model, not a curated record
GCGCGGCGGGAGGGCCGGUGGCCGCUGCCCUGGGCGCGGGGUGUCAUGGCGGCGGCCGAGGCGGGAGUUGCGGCGCUUGCCACCGCCGUCCAGGACUUCGUGUCCGGGCAGCAGGAUGGCCGCGCCGCAGAGGUGGCGGCAGGGGUGAAAGAUGGAAGCUGGACUGUGCUGCAGCUUGUGGAAGCCCUAGGGUCUUGCUUGGAGAACACAGACCCUCGGAUGCGAGGGCGAGGCAUCCAGCUGCUGUCGCACGUCCUGCUCCAGUGUUACUCCCUGCUCCAGGAGAAGGAAGUGCUGCAUCUGGUCCUGUUCUAUGAGAACCGGUUGCAAGAUCAUCACCUCGUGAUCCCUUCAGUGCUCCAGGGACUCCGAGCGCUGAGCAUGUGUGAGGUGCUGUCCCCAGGGCUAGCAGUGUCUGUGCUCAAAGCCAUCUUCCAGGAGGUGCAUGUGCAGUCUCUGCUGCAGCUGGACCGCCACACAGUCUACAGCAUCAUCACUAACUUCAUGGGCUCCAGGGAGGAAGAGCUGAAGGGCCUGGGUGCUGACUUCACCUUUGGCUUCAUCCAGAUGAUGGACGGGGAGAAGGAUCCUCGCAACCUGCUGGUGGCCUUCCAGAUUGUGCGUGAUCUCAUUGCCAAGAACUAUGCCCUGGGUCCCUUUGUGGAGGAGCUGUUUGAAGUGACAUCCUGCUAUUUCCCCAUUGAUUUUACUCCACCCCCUAAUGAUCCUCAUGGCAUCCAGAGAGAAGACUUGAUCCUGAGCCUCCGAGCUGUACUGGCCUCCACACCCCAAUUUGCUGAGUUCCUGCUUCCUCUGCUCAUUGAGAAGAUGGACUCAGACCUACAGAGCGCCAAGCUUGACUCCCUGCAGACUCUGACCACCUGCUGUGCUAUCUAUGGGCAGAAGGAACUGCAGGAAUUCCUCCCCAGCCUCUGGUCAUCUCUGCGCAGGGAGGUGUUCCAGACAGCGAGUGAGAAGGUGGAGGCAGAGUGCCUGGCCGCGCUGCACGCCCUCUCAGCCUGCCUCUCCCGCUCUGUGCUCAGCUCUGACACUGAGGAUCUGCUCAACUCCUUCCUCAGCAGCAUCCUGCAAGAUUGCAGGCACCAUCUGUGCGAGCCUGACAUGAAGCUGGUGUGGCCGAGUGCCAAACUCCUGCAGGCAGCAGCGGGUGCCUCUCUCCGUGCCUACCACCAGGUCACCUGCACCGUUCUGCCCCUGCUGCUGGAGCAGUACACCAAGCACCCGCAGAGCAGCCAGAGAAGAACAAUUCUGGAAAUGCUUCUGGGCUUCCUGGAGUUGCAGCAGAAGUGGGGACUUGUAGAAGAAGAUGAGAACACUCUGCUGUCACUCCGAGCCUCAGUUUGCUCUGUGGUGUUCUCGGCACUGACGGAUCCCAGCGUGCAGCUGCAGCUGGUCGGGAUCAGAGCACUGACUGUCCUGGGUUCCCUGCAAGGCUUCCUGUCUCCAUCUGACCUGGAGCUGGUUGUGGAUCACCUCAUCCGUCUUGCUCUGCAUGAGGAUUCCCAGAGCAGUGAAGCAGCAAUGGAGGCAGCUGGAACUCUGGCCCCCUUCUACCCAAAGGUUUUCUCUGGCCACAUGGUACCCAGGCUUGAAGAGGAGCUGCAGUCAGAGCGGGAGGAGGAUAGCUCCCAUGACCACUGCUCCCUGCGGCAGCGCUGCCUGCAGGCCCUGGCAGCUGUGUCUACCCACACCAGCAUCGUGAAGGAGACUGUCCCUGUCCUGCUUCAGCACCUCCGGAAGGUGCAGAAAGGGAGCGAGGCCGGGAACACCCAAGGCAUGGUCUCCGUGUGCCAGAGCCUGCACCGCGUGGCCCUGCAGUGCCAGCAGGACGACGAUGGCUGCUGGUACUACCACCAGACAGUGGUACCUUGCCUGCUGGCCAUGGCCGUGCAAGCUGCCAUGCAAGAGAGCGCCCACCCACUGCUGGGCAAGGCACUGAUAGAAGAAGAGGUGCUGGCUGCCAUGGUCCCCGUCAUCAGCGCUGCCACCACUCACCUGAGCCCUGAGCUGGCUGCCCAGAGUGUGUCUCAUGUGGUGCCCCUUUUCCUGGAUGGAGAGGUCUCCUUCCUGCCCCAGAACAGUUUUCCCUGUUCCUUCCAGCCCUUUGAGGAUGGCGAGUGCUUUGACACACAGAGACGCCUCAUUGCCCUCCUCAUGGCCUUUGUCUGUUCCUUGCCCUGCAGUGUGGCAAUUCCUCAGCAGGAACGACUGCUCCGGGAGCUGCUGGCACUGAGCUGCUCCUGCAACUGCCCCUUCACAGCCACCACAGCUGCCAAGUGUUUUGCAGGGCUGGUGAACAAGCACCCAGCAGGACAGCAACUGGAUGAGAUUCUGCAGCUUGCAGUGAACAGAAUAGAGCCCAGCCUUGGGGAGGGGCCCCGACGAAUGCAGGCACUCACCUUGCUGCUCUGGGUUACCAAAGCUCUGCUGCUUCGCUACCACCCCCUGAGUUCCCACCUGACAGACAAGCUGCUGGGCCUGCUGAGCGACGUGGAGCUGGGCCCUGCGGUGGCUGACGGCUUCUUGCUGCUGAUGGCGGAGCCCCCGGAUGUGCUGCACAAGGGCUGCCACGCCGACGUGCGCAUCAUGUUCCGCCAGCGCUUCUUCACCACCAACGUCCCCAAGCUGGUGCAGGGCUUCCACGGGGCUGGUCCUGAUGUGAAGGCAAAUUACCUGAAGGGUCUGUCCCACGUGCUCAACCACCUCCCCAAGCCUGUGCUGGUGACAGAGCUGCCUAUGCUGCUUUCUCUCCUGCUUGAGGCCUUGUCCUGCACAGACCGUGUGGUGCAGCUCUCCACACUGAGUUGCCUCCAGCCACUGCUGCUUGAAGCUCCCCAGAUUAUGAGCCUGCACGUUGACACACUGGUCACAAAAUUCCUCAGCCUCACCUCCAGCCCCACCAUGGCUGUCCGCAUUGCUGCCCUGCGCUGUGCCCAUGCACUUACCAGCCUGCCUACAGCUGUGCUGCUGCCAUACAAGGCCAGAGUUAUCCGGGCGCUGGCAAAGCCUUUGGAUGACAAGAAGAGGCUGGUGCGGAAGGAGGCAGUGGCAGCACGGGGGGAAUGGUUCCUGCUGGGGAGCCCAGGCAGGUGAGCACCUUGUGUCCCAUCCCUGUGCUGACUGACAACAUGACCGGACUCCUGCCAACCCAUCCAACCGAUGCCAUGGACUCUCAGAGCCCAGUACUGCCCUGAGGGCCAGGGCUGGAGCAUGGGGGCUAGCAGAUAGCACCCCUCACCAUGGCACCUUGCUGGCACCCCUCCCUUCUUCCUGGCACCCGGAGUGGGGAA